AACCGAAAUAUAAGCCCAAAGUAUAAAAUAAGAUAGUAAGAGUGAGUGAGAAAGUGAAGAACAACAGAGCGCAGCAGCAGAAGCGUAACGUACAGAAGGGGUUUCUGUGGUGAAGAAGAUUCGAACUCUCGUCGAUGGCGAUGGACCUAAAACCAUACCAUUUGGAGAAUUUUCAGAAUACUGUUGACCAAAUUCAAACCGAAGUUGACAAGCUUGAGAAGCAAGUGAGUGAGGUUCAACAAUACUAUGGAUCCUCUGGUAAUGUUCAAGGCAAUAAUUCUAAAGGCAGUUCAGUUGUAAAAGAGAAGGGCCGGGAUAAACUUUUUGCUGGCACUAAAACAUCGCUGCAAGAUGCAUCAGCAUCGGGUACGGAAAACCCUGCUGCAAAGAGGAUGCAGGAGCUAAUGCGCCAGUUUUCCACAAUAUUGCGUCAGAUCACUCAGCACAAGUGGGCUUGGCCCUUUCUGGAACCUGUAGAUGUAAAAGGUCUCGGGCUUCACGACUAUUAUGAGUAUAUUGAUAAGCCCAUGGACUUCAGCACGAUAAAAAGUAAAAUGGAAGCUAAGGAUGGCACUGGAUAUAAGAAUGUACGGGAGAUAUACGCAGAUGUUAGGUUGAUAUUUAAGAAUGCCAUGAAAUACAACGAUGAAAAACAUGAUGUCCAUGUUAUGGCAAAGACAUUGAUGGAAAAAUUUGAAGAAAAAUGGCUUCUUAUGUUACCCAAAGUCGCUGAAGAGGAAAAGAGACAAACAGAAGAAGAGUCACAAGCCCAACUAGAGAUUCAUCGUGCUCAGGAGAUGACCUAUGCCAAGAUGACUACAGAUUUAAGCAAUGAGCUUAAUGAGGUUGAAAUACGUUUGAAGCAACUCAGAGAAAUGGCCAUUAAGAAUUGCAGGAAACUAUCUGCUGGAGAGAAGAAAUCACUUGCGGCUGAUAUCGCCAGAUUGUCUGCUGAAAACCUCAUAAGGGCAUUGGAGAUAGUUGCUGAGACCAACCCAAACUUCCGACAUACUGAGAAUGAGGUGGAGCUUGACUUCAAUGCCCAGAGUGACUACACACUAUGGAGGCUAAAGCUUUUUGUGAAACGUGCCCUAGAAGAUGAACAGAAAAAUUCUGGAGGCACAUUUGGUAACCAAAAUACAGAUGAGAAAAGAAACAAUUCUCGAAAAAGGCGAGACUUUUGUGAUGAUUCUGCGAAAAACCUAUCAAAGACCAGAAAAUUGUCAACAUUUUGAUUUGUUAGCAGAACAUAUAAAGAUAUUUGUAAAGUUAAAACUUUCAGAGUUGGAUUAUGCAGAAGGAACUAUCAUCUAUCUAUGUUUAUGAAGCCAAUAACUUAAAUGUGCGGAAGCAUAGGCGCAUACUACACCAAGGGGAAUUAUGUAUCAUUUUAUAUAUUUUUUGGGUACAGUCAUUUUUGUAUGAAAUGACAUGGAACAUGUACUGUUUGUAUGUGACAGUUGAUUGUAUGAAUGUACUAGGUGUCAUUAUACUUUCUA
Trifolium pratense (red clover) is the source of this 1499-nucleotide messenger RNA. RefSeq names its product transcription factor GTE1-like. The transcript has 8 exons. The record is from RefSeq and is a predicted model, not a curated record. Bases 135 to 1235 code for a protein of 366 amino acids. Gene Ontology annotation, molecular function: protein binding. NCBI's taxonomy places the organism in Eukaryota, Viridiplantae, Streptophyta, Magnoliopsida, Fabales, Fabaceae.